CCCCAGCCAGAUCACUUGCUGCCAAGAUGUUCUGCUGUUUGCCCCUGCCCAGAGGCCGGGGCCUCGGGAGGGCUCACAGGCAGAGUGUGUGGGAUCGCUGGCGACGCUGGCUCAGGGCCCCCCGAGGAGGCCUCUGGCCCUUUGCCCGAAGGAACAGGAAGAGCUUCCCACCGGAUGUGGCCGACGAGGGGGACACGCCGUCCACCUCCUCGAGGGAGGGGUCGGAGCCCCAUCCCCCUGCCCGUGAGGCCCAGUGCAGGGUCCAGGUGAGCGUGCCCAUGGAGGGGUCAGCCCAAGGGGGAGUGAAGAGCAAGAGGGGAAGGCCUCCCCAGAAACCACCCAGGACACACCGCGGGGCCCAGUCUCGGGCUGCUUCGCGGCUCAGCACACCUGGCUCCGACCCAGAGCCCCGAGCACCCCUCCCUCUGAGGCAGCACGAGGACCUGGAGCCCAGCGCGGCAGAGCACAGAGCUCUAGCUCUGACCUUCCAACUCAACCAGGCUCCAUUUCCAACACCUGUCCCUACAGAGGUGCUUGCUGCACGUGCAGGACCCAGGGAUCCACUGAGGGGACAUCGAGACCUGAUCCAUCCUGCCUCAAAGACACUGGACCAGCUGGUUCCUGGCCACCACACUGGGCAGAUCGGACCUCUGUGCCGGCAGGACGCCCAGCCCCAGGCACUGAUGUCCCUCCCCCUCGGCCCAAACGUCCACCUCCACCUGCACCUGCACCCGCUCGGGCUUUGGCAGGAGAACCCGAACGCCCACGAUGACUGA
This is a messenger RNA of Cervus elaphus (red deer), 776 nucleotides long. RefSeq lists its product as uncharacterized. NCBI's taxonomy places the organism in Eukaryota, Metazoa, Chordata, Mammalia, Artiodactyla, Cervidae. The record is from RefSeq and is a predicted model, not a curated record. Bases 27 to 776 code for a protein of 249 amino acids. The transcript has 4 exons.